This is a messenger RNA of Cadophora gregata, 4592 nucleotides long. RefSeq lists its product as uncharacterized. Bases 329 to 4066 code for a protein of 1245 amino acids. NCBI's taxonomy places the organism in Eukaryota, Fungi, Ascomycota, Leotiomycetes, Helotiales, Ploettnerulaceae. The record is from RefSeq and is a predicted model, not a curated record. The transcript is spliced from 3 exons.
CCAUCCCAUCCCAUCCCAUCGAAGGACAGGAAGAUGGACGGUGCAACAGGGCAAGGCAGCCAUCAUUUGACUGACUCCAUUCCCAGCAUCGCCUCAAAUCGCAUCUCAUCGCAUCUCGUUUCAACAUCACAUCACAUCACUUCACUUCAUUUCACUUCACAUCAUCCUCAGCAAAAGCCCGUUUCCCCUCAGUUUGGUGCUUGCAGUCCCCUCGCCGGUUUGACAUGAGGCCCUUUCCCACUUCUCUCACCACGUUUCCAUCUCGCAACACGUAGGUAUCUUGGAAUCAAGCAAGCGCCAACCCCUCUUUUGACGACUGUAAAGCGCCAUGGAGUCGCUUUUUAGCUUACCGCUGCCCUUUCAGCGGCGGCUGACGAAGAUGUAUACCGAUACCAAAAGCUCGUAUGAUUUCGUCAAAGAGCCUGUGCAGAGCGCAGAGGAUCCUGAGCUGAUGUCCUUGCACCGCAAGUUGCGUAUACAGAAGGACCGCCUGGUUUCCUGGGGCUUGGAAUGGUCGGAUCCAACGCAAUCACCUGAUAUUGACGAAUCUAUCAACAAGGCUGGCCUCAGUGAGCUUGUAGGAAGCGUUAUGUCGACGAUCAAGGAGAUUCUGGCCGAGGCCGAGCCGUUAUGGCAAUCGUCAAAGCAAAGGUCGUCUGAUGAGAAAGGCCCCACAUCCGAGAAAUCCAUCGACCGGAAACCGUCCUUGAUCGUCUGGGAUAAGUCAAGAUUUCAAGACUUGGUCCGAGAUUUGACUAUGUCAAUCGAUACUCUGUAUGAUCUUUCCAGAACGAGACAAUCGCCUCGCAAACCACCGUUGAAGACUGAAGAUUCUUCUGGUUCCCUCCAAGCGAAAAGCCCAGCAGCCGAGGAGAAGAUGUUCGAGUCUACUCGAAUGCAAACACCUCAACAAAUAGAUCCAAAGUUCCUCAUCUGGCCUCGAGAUCUCCAAAAAAUCCAGUCCGGUACGUUACCACCAGCCAAAUCCCGUAGACAAAUCGUCUUUAUGCGUCGUCCGACUGUCACUCCCGAGCAUCGAAAAUACGGCGCUUCAACUCCAAUUGUCCCGGUACUUCUCGAAUAUGCGCCUUAUGAUCCCAUAUAUUCCAUUACUGGCAUCACCCCAUCCAUGACUCGGUUUGAGAAACUCUUUGCGGCGCUCUCUCAAGCCUAUCUUUCAUCGGAGCGUAUCCUGUCAGGGCUGCUAUCCCUGAUUGGAUAUUUCGAAGAGCCGGAUCACUCCAGAUUUUGUCUACUGUACGCCUUGCCAGCCAACUUUGGACCGGUGGAUAUUGAGAAUCCAAAGAUGCCUACUAUAAGCUUCUUGUCGGAUCUACUUUUCAGUCGAAACUACGAGCCGAGCCUUGAGGUCAAGUACCGGCUCGCUUACAAUAUUUCCAAUGCCGUCUUCGAUUUGCACGCAAAAGGGGUAGUGCAUGGGAAUAUUGUCUCUUCCAACGUUUUAUUUUUUGAGCAUCAAUCCAAGGGCCGUUUCGAUUUCACCAACGUCAACAUGAGACAAUCAUAUCUCACCUCCUGCGACCUCUUCUCCGAUAACGCAACGGAUAGCUCCAAUUCCCUGACAGAUCCACGUACCACCUUGUAUCGCCACCCACUUGAUCCUCGAACUACCCGCUACACGCGGCUUACCUCAGAGAGUAAGUCUUUGGACCUCUACGGAUUGGCUGUUCUUCUCUUGGAAAUCGGCCUGUGGACUUCCCUUCCUGAAAUUUUCCCCACCGUGUCCGCCGUCCCUGACAACCCAGCCGGGACGUUCCGAAAACUUGCUGCAAGGUGCGGUAGCCUCUAUGUCAAGGCUGUUCAAGCUUGUUGGGGCGCUCCUCAAGAUGAGCUGUCUCAAAGGGCAAGACCCGAUGUCAUGCAUCAGAAAGUCCUCUGGAAAGUUUCCAAAGCCCUUGACACUUGUUGUGCAAUAGAUGAGAGCUCAGAUGAAUCCAAUGAAGAUAGCGAUGACUCUUUGCUCGAGCUGUCGGCCCAAAUCAAACCUUCCAGGUCUAUUACGCCUCAAAGAAGGAUGAUCAAUGAUAGCAAGCCGCCUGCCAUUACCCUCGUUUCAAGCCCUCCAAGUGCACCUCCACCACGCCGCUCUGAGAAGUCAGCAUACGAAAAAGCAUCGACAUCCUUCAAUGAGAGGUCACCUUGGCCAGAGAACCCUUUACAGAUGGUUCCUACAUCUGUGGUCGAAAAGCCCAAGCCGAAACUGCGCACAUAUCCAUCUAUCAGAAUCAGUCAAGAACAGCUAGACUUCUGGCAUACUGGGCUGAUGCCGCAUAUAAAUCAUGUGCUCCGCAACUUCUACAAAAAGUACCCUGAGUCUGUCGAGAUCAGCUUGGAGAGCAUUGGGGAGUCGCCGACGACAAGCAAGCCUACCAUAUUGGUUAUUUGCACAAGUGUCAAUAAAGUGCGAAGCAUUCUCAAGAAAUCUUUGGUAUAUGACAAGUCAACAUACGGACUGAAAGUCUGCCGAGGAAAGGUUGUCCGUUCGCGUAAGCAUGGGCCAAAACGAUCGAUGGCUGGUGAGUUUGGAAAUACGAAGGCUGCAAAUGGAGAUCACCAAGAUCGUCCGAUGAACGGCGCGUCUAUUGGAGCUUAUGUAGGAGAACGCCAUCUUCCUCCAGUCUCGUUUGGUGGACUUAUCAUGGUCGAUAACAAGCCAUACGGAAUGACGGUCCAUCACAUGCUUGACGAUCCUUCGGACGGUGAAGAAGACGAGGAGGAGGUACAAGCACCGAUUCACCGAUCCAGUGCCUAUUCCAGUGAACUACCAGAUCUUACUCUCUCCGAGUCCUCAGUCUUCGAUAGCGGUGACGAAGAGUACAUGUACACGUUGUCAGACUACGAAUCCGAUUUCUCAGAACGCGAGCAGGACUCCGGUGAUGAAAUGGAAGAAGAAGACUUCGACGACACCACCAGCGACGAUUAUAUGGAACCCGGCGACAUCAAAGGAAUUCCCCAAGGUUGUGGUGAAGAAUAUCUCAUCACUCAACCUGCUAUCGACGAUGUCUCUGAAGACUUCUUUCCUAACGAAGAAACUCGCGACGAAGAUCACCUCGACAGCUUCCAGCUUGGCGAAGUCUACGCCUCAUCCGGUAUCCGCCGCCGCAUUGAGAAUGGUACCGUCCACGAAAUAGAUUGGGCUCUGUUCGAAUUUAGCGAGGAGCGCUGCCCUAUAGAGAACCACAUCAAGAACGGCGACCGCUUCUGUCAUUGCAAACCGACUGAGUACCCCAGAGCAGUCGCUCCAGUCAAAGAUCUCAGUAACCUAGAAGUUCACUGUAUGGCUCGCACGUCUGGCCUACAAAGCGGCCGCAUCCUCCCAGGUAUGGUAAUCGUCAAGAUAUUCGGCCGUCAAACACCAUCAUCUAGCUACCAGGUUGCUGGUAAAAUGCUCGGCAUACCAGGUGAUUCUGGUGCUUGGGUUGUCGAUAAUAAGGACGGUCGAGCAUGUGGUCAUGUACUUGCUUGGAGCUCCAAGAAGCACGUCGCUUAUAUAUGCCCCAUGGACGUCCUCAUACGUGAUAUCGGCGAGACUCUGAACGCCUCAAGCAUCUCCCUUCCUGGUGGCGCAGAACUUUAUUCAAAGACGGUGUCCAGUGAUCCUGUCUCGGCCCUUAUCACAUCAGCUGAACCAGGCUUACCCAUUCAGACCGAAAACGACGGGAAACACGAUAGCAUCAGCAUCAACGCAGACAUCAAUUCAGAAGAAAUCACACAAUUGCUCAGAGAACUCAAACUCCCACCGACACCAGAACAGAUCGAUGGGAUCAAUCCUUUGUCACUUAAAAGCUUCAGCCAGGAAGAUUUACAAGAUGUAGUGAAUGACAGGGAGAGAGAGCAAAGUAAGGAAUACUCACCAUUCCAGCUUCUCGGGAGGACGGGAUGCACGCAUAGACCUGCACGUCAUUUCCAACAACAGAGUGUUGGAUUUGUGAAAGGCCCAGGUAUGGAUGGUGGAUGGAGGAGCUUGAGGGUCGAUAAGCAGGAGAUUCAAGAUUGUGGUGUGGAGGCUGAUGCAGACCUUGACGGUGGCGUUGGGAGGGUUUAAUGUUUGAAAUUUUGUGAUUAGCUCGAUGACUAAAAGGUUAGCUGGUACCUGAUACCCGGAUUUGGCGCUGACGAAAGUCGGAUGGUGAUCUCCUCGUGUAGCUUGUCAUGCCCGCUUAUCUGAAAUUUGAUUGGGAUGCAGUUUACGAGUUAGCUCAAAUUGUUGUGAAAGUCACAACGAAUCCGAACAGUUGUUUAGCGAUUAAUAACUCAAAUGCUGUAAUUUACUCCACUUUCAACCAGCCAUACUUUUUUACCUUAGCAACUGAGGAAACACUCUGACUUAAAAGUACAGCGCUGCAAAGCCCACUGAAUAUUUCACUCGGCUGUUUAUCUCGGUACGUCAAGAUUGUGGAGACUGAUGUCUGAUUGCGCAAGGGUAAAUACCAAAUGGCGACGACAGUGAUAGAUUACGAUCUUGGCACAGGUUAGCCCUGCUUCAACGUAGAAUAGCUUGUAGAGUACCAGAAUAACUUGUAGAGUAGCAGACGAGACCGUUCCAGGCAAAAGUAUAAUGUUUUAGACAA